Messenger RNA from Hyalella azteca, 3734 nucleotides. It is a transcript of the gene RpI1, whose product is annotated as DNA-directed RNA polymerase I subunit RPA1. Gene Ontology annotation, cellular component: RNA polymerase I complex. Gene Ontology annotation, biological process: DNA-templated transcription. Gene Ontology annotation, molecular function: DNA binding; DNA-directed RNA polymerase activity. The annotation marks the transcript as partial. The transcript has 23 exons. Lineage: Eukaryota; Metazoa; Arthropoda; Malacostraca; Amphipoda; Hyalellidae. The record is from RefSeq and is a predicted model, not a curated record.
GUAAUCAACGGACCGCACGUGUACCCCGGAGCGCACAUGAUCGAGUCAGAGGACGGCCGCAUCACGCACCUGCGCGGCCUGACGGAGGAACAACGUACCGCCUUCGCUAAGAAGCUCCUUACGCCCCCUGACAGCACCAUCGCCACCACACGGCCUUGCAAGAUCGUCUACAGACACCUCAUGGACGGAGAUCUGGUGCUCAUGAACCGACAGCCCACGCUUCACAGACCCAGCAUUCAGGCACACAAGUCUCGCGUCAUGAAGGGCGUACGUGUCCUACGCAUGCCGUACGCAAACUGCAAAGCUUACAACGCUGAUUUCGACGGCGACGAAAUGAACCUUCAUUUCCCGCAGAACUGGAUGGCUCAGAGCGAGUGUGCCACGUUAAUCACGACACAUAAUCAGUACUUGACCCCUAAGGAUGGCGCUCCUUUGGCAGGACUUGUACAGGAUUGUGUAGUAGCAGGAGUCCUGCUGUCCGUGAGAGGUAAAAUGUUCGAGAGGGAAGACUAUAUUCAGCUUGUUAAUGUCGCCAUGCAAGACUACAAUUGUCCUAUCAACAUUUUACCGCCUGCCAUUCUGAAGCCUAAGAAACUCUGGAGCGGAAAACAGAUCAUUUCCACGGUCCUGCAGAAUCUGAUUCCGCAGAAGAAUGCCUUGCCAACGUUCCGCUUCAAGACUUCUGUCAAAGCUGAGAUAGGGUCUACGUCACAUGGUCUAAUACACGUCUGCUAUGAUCUGUACGGCGGCGCGGUGGCUAUGAAGCUGCUGACGGCGUUCAACAGGCUGUGCAUGACGUUCCUGCAGUGGCACGGCCACACCAUCAGCAGCAAGGAGUUCCUUACGCCACAUGCCGUGGCUUAUAAGAGGCGGCAGCAACUUGCUACCUUGCUGCAGACUGCCCCGGCGAAGGUUCUGGAGAAGCUGGAGAUGACAGAGGAUCAGUUCCGGCAGUUUUGGGAGGUGAACCACGUCACCAACUGUGAGAAGAACACCGCACUCAUCGACGGUGCUUACACUCAAGUUCUGGGCAAGACAACGUCCUCGGUGACCUCCGAGAACGAGCGCGGACUGCACAGGCGCACGCUCAACAACAGCAUGCGCCUUAUGGUCGACUCCGGCGCUAAGGGCUCCAAGGUGAACAUGAACCAAAUGGCGUCGCUGUUUGGCCCCACGGCCCUGGACGGCAAAAGGAUGCCGCUGAGCCUGGCCGGCAAGAGCCUCCCCUCGUUCCUGCCCUACGACAUGAACCCGCGCGCCGGCGGCUACAUCAGCACCCGCUUCAUGACCGGCAUAGACCCGCAGAGCUACUUCUUCCUCUGCAUCGUCGGCCGUGACUCGCUGCAACACACGGCCGUGAAGACCGCCAACUCAGGCUACAUGCAGCGCUGUCUCAUCAAGCAUCUCGAGGGCAUCGAAGUCUCCUAUGACAUGACUGUGCGAAACUCGGACGGUCUCGUACUACAGUUCGAGUACGGCGAGGACGGUCUGGACGUAACCAAAGCGCCGUUCCUGAAGACCCCCAAGAUAUUGGACGUGGUGGUUGACAACUGCGUCAGACAAUUGCACGACUCGCAGCUACAGGCUGCUCAAGACAAGCUUAACAACGCUAAUAUAUCCAAACAUAGGAAGAAGGUACGGAAGUAUCUAAAGAAGCAACGUAAGCUAGGCUCCAGACGCCGCUGCAGCGCGUUCACCAUCUUCUGCGAGGACCAGGAAAACUGCACUGGACAACGCGACGCUAAGGGCGCGUCUACCAUCAAUAGUGACACGGGGCGGUCUAGACGAGCUCAAACUUUGUUGAAUAAAUGGAACGAAUUGGAUCACGAUUCAAAAUUAGAAUACGAGAACCGGUACCGUGCCGUAGUGCCGGUACGACCAGAUCCCGUUCUGUCGAGGUACUGCGGCCACAGCAACGUUGGCGUCAUGUCAGAGGUGCUGGAUGACUUCGUCGAGUCUUACUACAACCAGCAGUACGCCAAGAGGGAUACGCAUCAUAAGAAAUACGACAGACAAACGAUCGAGACGACGGUGGCCAUCAAAGCUCGCAGCGCUCACGUCGACCCUGGCGAAGCCGUGGGCGCCAUCUGCGCGCAGGCUAUUGGCGAGCCUCUCACUCAGAUGACACUGAACACUUUCCACUUCGCCGGUCGCGACGAGUUGAACGUCACUCUCGGGGUGCCCCGUAUGGUUGAGAUCCUACGCACGGCGAGCGCGAACAUCUCGACGCCCAUCAUGGAGAUCCCCUUCAGACCGGGCGUGACUAGACCCCAGGCUGAUGCCCUCAAGAGGAAGUUCACUGAGGUCACCCUCAAGCAGGUGCUGCACAUGAUGGAGGCGAGUGUGAUGGAGGUGGACGAGCCUCGCAGUCACAAUCAUCAUCUCGUCAAGCUGAGAUUUGUGCUGCUGCCGACCUCUCAUUACAAGCAGGAACUGCCUGUCACUUGCAGGGACGUUCUUAGCUUCCUCGAGAAGGUCUACUUCGAAAAAGGAAUCAUCAAGAGAUUGAAUUCUUCUGGAAAAUCUCCUGAAAUAUGCUCGACGCUGGACUCGGUUUCUGCUCCCACAAAGCAGGCGCCUAAGAAAGAGAGCGAGGAUGCGGAAGAUGGCGACUUAGCAAAAAAGGACGACGAUGAGGACGCCGCCGCAGGGAAUGACCCUGACACAGACCUGUCCGACAAAGCUCGUCAGAAGAGGCAGGACGAAGAAGAUUACGAUGAUGAUGAAGAGGAUGAAGAAGAGAAGGAGGAUGAAGGGGAUGAUGAGAUGGAAGUUGAUACAAAGAAAGUCCCCAGAGAGAACGGAGAUGACGAUGAAGAGGACGAAAAUGAAAUCGAAGCUGACACAAAGUUUUCAGGAGGCAGAGGGCGCUCAGCGCUGUCGCCAGACGAGGUACAGCGGCGCGUGAAGGCCGUGGUGGCCAUGAGCAGCAAGGUCGUCGCUUAUGAGUUCGAUACCCUGACUCUCUGCAUCGCAAACUGUGGUCGUAAAUACGACUUCAAGAGCAUCGUAAGCAACACGGCGGGCAAGGCUUACGUCAACAAAGUAGCGGGCAUCAAACGGGCCUUCGUUGAAGAAAAAGACGGACAGCUUCUCCUCAGGACCGAGGGUGUCAAUAUCUACAAAUUGAUAGAAUGGGCACACAUGCUGGACAUAAACCGUCUGUACACGAACGAUAUGGCUCGCACUUUUGGUAUCGAAGCGGCGCAGCGCUCCAUCAUCAGAGAGAUCCGCGCCGUGCAGGAUGCCUACAACAUUGAGACCUUAGAGUUCUUUAAUUCAGUCAGCAAAUCGGCCCUUGUCAAUGGAGCCCCGGACAGAAUGCAGUCUCCAUCUGCCCGCAUUGCAACCGGUCAGGUGGUUAGGAUCGGUACAAACCUCAUGGACAUCCUGGUCGAUAUUUCCCGAUCUUUGGGAUAACUCGUGGAUAUCCUGGUCAAUGUUUCCCAAUCGUUGGGAUAAAUGUUGCGAUUAGACGUUAAGCCCUCUUUUCAUGGUGCAUGAUUCAACUUGUCGAAUAAAUAAUCUGGCUUAUGAUCAGGUUCAUGAUGCUGCCAAUUGAACUUUUCGCAACAAGAAAAUGUGUUUCAUUCCAAUCCCUAAUGUAGAUAUUGACUUAUUAUUUGGCCUGUGAAUGUUUUUUUGAUAGUAACUUAUAUUUUUUAACCCUUUUUCCAAGGAUAUAUUAAGCAUCAAUGCUAUUCGUACAUUAAGGCCUGAACUCGAGAGUCCCG